Messenger RNA from Carassius gibelio (silver crucian carp), 541 nucleotides. It is a transcript of the gene ndufs6, whose product is annotated as NADH:ubiquinone oxidoreductase subunit S6. Bases 57 to 446 code for a protein of 129 amino acids. The transcript is spliced from 4 exons. Gene Ontology annotation, biological process: mitochondrial electron transport, NADH to ubiquinone. Lineage: Eukaryota; Metazoa; Chordata; Actinopteri; Cypriniformes; Cyprinidae. The record is from RefSeq and is a predicted model, not a curated record.
AUCAUACACACAGCAAAGCAAAGCAAAGGCUGUUGGGUAAUAAUCAGAGGACAAACAUGGCAGCCUUCCUUCCAAGGGUCUUGUCCUUCGGUAAAAAUACGAAGGCUUUGCUCAGUGGCUUGAGGUUAUCUGCAGCUCCAGCCCAACAAUACAGCGUUCAGGUUUCUAACUAUGGAGAAACAAUUACUCACACGGGACAGGUUUAUGAUGAAAAUGAUGUGAGAAGAGCUAGAUUCAUCGGUAGGCAAAAGGAGGUGAAUGAGAACUUUGCAAUCAACUUGGUUGCUGAGGAACCCGUGACGCACAUAGAGUCCAGAGUGGUGUCCUGUGAUGGAGGCGGAGGGGCUCUCGGCCACCCCAAAGUUUACAUCAACUUGGACAAGGAAACCAAAAUUGGCACGUGUGGAUACUGUGGGCUUCAGUUUAAGCAGAAGCAUCAUCACUGACGAACUGUAUUUUGUCUGUUCGGGCUAUUCAUUAUUCACCUUUAAAGAUAUAGAAUUCUUUGCUCUGUACAAUAAAACAUUACUAUAACUUAAAA